Messenger RNA from Linum trigynum, 489 nucleotides. Lineage: Eukaryota; Viridiplantae; Streptophyta; Magnoliopsida; Malpighiales; Linaceae. The record is from the annotation of a GenBank genome assembly.
AUGGCGGCGGCAAAGGAUGAUGGUGGUUUGGGAAUGCGCGAUUUGGUGGGUUUUAACACUGCGCUAUUGGCUAAGCAGAUGUGGCGACUCUACCAACGAGAAGACUACCUUAUCUCUCGCAUCCUUCGUGCGAAAUACCACAAUAAGGAGUCUAUCUUGGAAGCACGAGUUGGCCACCAACCUAGCUUCAUUUGGCGCAGCCUGUUAAGUGCUCAGGAGUUCCUUAAUGAGGGAUUGAGAUGGAGGAUUGGCAACGGGUCGAGCGUGAGAAUCUGGGGGGAUAAAUGGCUACCUACAGAAGUUGUCAGCUACGUCGAGUCAGCCCCACGUGGCCUGCCGGUUGAUUCAACUGUAAGGGAGCUGAUUUGUGAAGAUGAGGAACGAUGGGAUGUCAAUUUAUUGGAAAACUGCUUCCCCAGUGAGACUGUCUCCUCUCCGAGAUCUAGGGGAGUGCGACCGGUUAAUAUGGGCUCUAACUACAAUGGGUGA